AUUGUUUGUUGAGACAAAUAUAUAUAUUUGUAUAUAUAUUAUUUAUUUAUAUUAUUGUCUGGCAUAAUUCUAGAACAUUAAAACCUUAAGAGAAGAGUAGACACAAAAAACACAUAAUGUAUCAGAGAAUACAUCAUUUACUAAACGGAUUGUUGAUCCUUAUGUUAUUUAUCAUUGUUGUUUAUGGUAUCAUUACAGCGUUUUGCCCAUUUAAGAAUAGACAUUGUUCGACACAACCAUACAAAUAUGAGACGAAAUUGAUAACUCAAACAAAUCAUGAUGAUGAACAGAUUGUGGAAACUUUAAAGUCUUCAAUUCUAAAUGAAAAUGCCAAUCGUGUAAUAAAAUGGAACACAUUUGAGAAAUCACGUUUAGCGACCUUACCAUGGUAUUUCAAAGAUGGAACUCAAAUGCCUAAUAAAGCGGAAAUAGACCCUAUAACAGGAAUUAGAAUUUCACGAUUAUGGCCUGAAGAAAAAAUUAACAGCGAUCGUGUAGAAGAACAACUAAUGUUUAUACCGCCUAAUUAUCAAUAUGAAAAUGCACCAAUAAAAAAGAUUUUACUAUACAACGGUAUAAGCAACUGGAUGGUAGAUGAAGGGCAAAGUGAAUUUCUUUCAAACGAUUGUCCAGUGAAUAGAUGCACAAUUUCAACUAAUAUAAGAUUCAUUACUAUAAUGGAUGCAGUUAUAUUUCGAGAGAAGUUUUCUGAUCCAUUCUAUGAAAUCGGAUUUAAAAAGACCAGUAAACAGAUAUGGAUUUUCUUCUUUCUCCAGUCAGCGUAUUAUUCAAGAUUUAAUAUAAGAAAUAAUAUGAUUAACUGGAUAGCUACAUAUCGACACGACAGUGACAUUGUCAUGCCUUACGCACGAUGGGCAUAUUUUAAUCCUUCAGUGACUCAAGUUGAUCAGUUAAAUAGGAAUUAUUCUCUAAACAAAACGAAACAAGUGGCGAUGAUAGUUUCUAAUUGUAAUACUAACAACAAAAGAUUAUUAUAUGCUAAAGAAUUGGGCAAAUAUAUAUCUGUUGAUAUAUAUGGUGAAUGUGAAGGAUUGAAAAAUACUAAAUCCAAUAACUUUUUACAAAUACUAAAACAGGAUUAUAAAUUCUAUUUGGCAUUUGAGAAUUCAAAUUGUAUCGAUUAUGUGACUGAAAAGUUUUUCAUAGAUGGACUUCAGUACGAUGUUCUGCCGGUCGUGAUGGGCGGACGUCGAGAGGACUACGAGCGGAUAGCGCCUAAACGGUCGUAUGUGCACGUGGACGAUUACGAGUCACCCAAGCGAUUGGCCGAGUACCUGCGGCGGUUGGACGCCGACGACGACCUGUACAACGAGUACUUCCGGUGGAAGGGCACCGGCGAGUUUAUCGACACAAAGUUCUUCUGUCGGCUGUGUGCGAUGCUGCACGACGAUAGUGCACCGGCCAAGCACUACCGUGAUGUGAACCGUUGGUGGCGGAAACCUGGCGUGUGUGACCAUUCGAUGAAGUGGCUGAAACCGCUUCCGGUCGAAUAACUAGGUUUCGAGUGACCAAAGAUUAGCUACGGCGCUUGCACUUAGAAGAAUUUUUGUGGUCGCUUAUCACUCUCCUGCGUCACAACUGUCACCAUCGCCACGAGCAAGCUCUGAAUAUAUCAUGCGUAGGACACUACAUCGAUAGACGUAGACACAACUUGAGCAUUUUUUUUUUUUUAUGAGGGAGUUAGAACUAUAUUGUCAAUAUUAUGUUAAAUAUACAAUAUGAUACGUUACUACUUAGUAAUAAAAAAUAUAAAAUAUUAACUGUAUACUUAGUUAUGUCAUUUCGGUUUUUUAGUUUUUGUUGCCAAUAGUAUCAAAAUAAUUUCAGUUAAUUUCUAAAU
Messenger RNA from Rhopalosiphum maidis (corn leaf aphid), 1861 nucleotides. Its product is annotated as glycoprotein 3-alpha-L-fucosyltransferase A-like. Bases 117 to 1514 code for a protein of 465 amino acids. The record is from RefSeq and is a predicted model, not a curated record. Gene Ontology annotation, cellular component: membrane. Gene Ontology annotation, molecular function: alpha-(1->3)-fucosyltransferase activity. NCBI's taxonomy places the organism in Eukaryota, Metazoa, Arthropoda, Insecta, Hemiptera, Aphididae. The transcript is spliced from 5 exons.